Messenger RNA from Gossypium raimondii (Peruvian cotton), 2735 nucleotides. RefSeq lists its product as uncharacterized. Gene Ontology annotation, molecular function: nucleic acid binding. Bases 162 to 2417 code for a protein of 751 amino acids. NCBI's taxonomy places the organism in Eukaryota, Viridiplantae, Streptophyta, Magnoliopsida, Malvales, Malvaceae. The transcript is spliced from 14 exons. The record is from RefSeq and is a predicted model, not a curated record.
AUCAUAUCUUCUGCUUGCUUCAUCCCACAGUUCAAAGUACUUUUUUUUUAAUUAUCCCUUCCACCAAGCCUCAAAUUUCAAUCCCAGGCUUCAAGGAUCAACAAUUUUGGCAAUGCUAGACGACGCCGUUUGAUGAGCUUGCUUUCACUUUGGCCCUACAAAUGGACUCUUUAUCUUGCGCCGCCGCAACCACCGCCGUCGGUGCUUCCUUCUCUGUCUACAAGUUUUCGUUGUUUCCUUCUGUAACAUUGUCAAGAGUACGAGUGAAAAGAAGCUCGAAAAGGGUUUCUUUUAGGGUUUUUGCGCAGAAAGAAGAGCCAAAGCUUGACAAAUGGGACCAAAUGGAGCUCAAGUUUGGUCGCUUGCUUGGGGAAGACCCCAAACUCACCCUUGCCAAAAUAAUGGGUAGAAAAGCAAAUCCUGAAGCAUCUUAUAUUGAAAUUGAGAAAUCAUUUUAUAAAAACAAGGGUCAAAUAGUGGACGUAGAAGAGGUCCCUUUUGAUGUUGAAAAGAAAUCAACUUCCACAUCUUCUGAUGGUUUAAAUUUAGUUCGUCCUGUUCCAAAGAAGGGAAUCAAGUUUGAAACUGAUGUUAAGCCUCCUGCAUCUGAAAUAAAGAGGCCAACUGUAUCGGGUGAGAAGGCUAUGGAUAGUGCGAGAAAGAGUAAGCUUCCAAAUGUUAUAUUGAGAAAACCAACUGUAGUUAAUGAAGAUGAUGUAGAAGAUAGGCCAUCCAGGUUUAGGAUGAAAUCAAAUUUGUCAUUAAGAAUGAGGAAUGAAAAGGCAAAGGAACAAUUUACUGAUAUGACUUUGUUGAGAAAGCCGGAACCGAUGAGCGUUGAUACAAGCAUUGAUGAGAAACAAGAUUCUGAUGAUAUUGUUGGGGUGGAGAAAGAGAAAGAAGUGGAGGACGGAAUUGGUGAUUUUACAUUAUUGAAAAAGCCUGAACAGUUAAGUGUCACUACAAAGAUAGGUGAAGAAGUAGAGCAAUUUGAGGAUUUAGAAGUUGAGGCGGAAAGGUUUGAGGCAGAGAUAGAAGCUCACAUGCUGGCUAGUGCAACAAAGAGUAGUGUUGAAGAAGCAUCAGAAGCGGGGCAUGGUUUGAUCCCCAAGAAACCAGAGAUAGAGGAUCACUCCUUAAUUGGAAUGCAGUCAGCUGAGCGAAGUAAUAGGGUGUCUACUGAGGAAUCUGGCAUCAGUCUCUCUAUGGAAGCUGCACUACAGGGGAAGCCAAGAAGAUUAGAUCAAACCGUGAAAGAAACAUCAGAAUCCGGUAAAGCAGAAACUGCUCCUGUUCCCACCAAUCUUGAAGAUUAUGGUGAUCUCCCUUCUGUAUCACCCCAGGAGGAUAGUGAUUGGAACAGGUUAGAAGAUUUGCUUAAGACCGGACGAAAGGCAGAAGUGGAGUUAAUAAGCUCUAGUACGAGAGGUUUUGCUGUAUCUUUUGGUUCUUUAAUUGGAUUUUUGCCUUACCGAAACCUGGCUGCUAAAUGGAAGUUCUUAGCUUUCGAAUCAUGGUUGAGACAGAGGGGUUUAGACCCAUCUGCUUAUAAGCAGAACUUAGGAGUCAUUGGAAGUUCUGAUGCAAUGAGCAAAAACUCUUCUCUAGAUUCAACCUCAGAUUCAGAAAACAACCAACAGUUUGAGGGGAAAUUUUCACCGGAUAUGAAAUUGGAAGAUCUUUUGAGGAUUUAUGAUCAAGAGAAGCUUAAAUUCUUGACCUCAUUUGUUGGUCAGAGAGUCAAAGUAAAUGUGCUAAUGGCUGACAGAAAGUUCAGAAAACUUAUAGUUUCUCUGAGGCCAAAAGAAAAGGAAGAGUUAAUAGAGAAAAAGAGAAAUGUUAUGGCCAAGCUUCGUGUUGGGGAUGUUAUAAAAUGCUGCAUCAAGAAAAUAACUUAUUUUGGUAUAUUUGUGGAGGUUGAAGGCGUGCCUGCUUUGAUUCACCAGACGGAAGUAUCAUGGGAUGCCACCUUGGAUCCUUUGUCACAUUUCAAAAUUGGUCAGAUUGUCGAGGCCAAAGUCCACCAAUUGGAUUUCACACUUGACCGUAUAUUUUUAUCAUUGAAGGAGAUAACGCCAGAUCCACUGGUUGAGGCCUUGGAGUCUGUGGUUGGUGAUCAUGAUAACUUAGAUGGAAGAUUACAAGCAGCACAAGCAGACACUGAGUGGCCUGAUGUGGAAUCACUUAUCAAAGAAUUGGAACAGAUUGAAGGAAUUCAGUCAGUUUCAAAGGGCCGAUUUUUCUUGAGCCCUGGUUUGGCGCCAACAUUCCAGGUUUAUAUGGCAUCCAUGUUUGAGAAUCAAUACAAGUUACUUGCUCGAUCCGGAAACAAAGUACAAGAGGUGAUUGUUGAAACGACAUUGGAUAAGGAAGAGAUUAAAUCCACAAUACAAUCAUGCACAAAUAGAGUGGUGUAGGGUUCUUUUUCAUCUUAUCAGGAUAUUCUUGACCGAAUUUGGAACUCCUUUGAUCCCGAAAGUCGCUUUCAAAGGGUGAUAAAGAGAGCGAAGUGAAAGUCUGAAACCAUGGGGAGACUUAGUGUUGGGGGGAUUGGAUUCUCUUCUCUUGUGCACCCCACUUACAAUGGCAACUAUUAUAAUCAUGUUGCAUCACAAAAUAUAUAAGCAGUGUAUCUUCCUUUCAAAAGAAUUUUAUAUGUUUCAUAAACAUUGGAUUAAUGAUCGAAUUUAUCACUGUAAACUGCCACUUCUAAUGUUUAUAUAGUUUUUCUUAAA